This is a messenger RNA of Effrenium voratum, 975 nucleotides long. Lineage: Eukaryota; Dinophyceae; Suessiales; Symbiodiniaceae. The record is from the annotation of a GenBank genome assembly.
AUGGGUCUUUGUUCAGCCUUGUUGGCACUCACCUAUUGGGCAGUGGACCUUAUGCUUUGCGUGCUGCUGCUGAUGGUGUGCUAUGGCAAGACCGGGAUGUUGACAACGGUUUUGACGAUCAUCGACGAGAACAGCGAUCCAGCGACACAGCUGUUGGCGAAAUGCCCCAGCUGGACCAUUCAAAACUCGGAGCAGCUGCGAAGCCUAGACUGGACACAGUUCUUGGUGCUGGGAAUUCUCACCAUCAAAGUGUCCUUGUUCUUCGGCGCGGCGCUAAGCUUUGCCUUAUCCAUCACCGGUGGCAUGUGCCCAAGAACUCCUAAAAUCGUGGCACAUCGCUUGGCCAUGAUGUCCCUCUUCGUCUCGGGAACUGCCUUGCUCUUCUGCAUUAACGGCUUUGCUCUUGAAUGGAAGACUGACGGAAAUCCGUUUCAUCCAGGAACCAGUCCGCGGGAUAUCGAUUCGGAUUACUACUAUUCCAGCGUCUGCUCUGGCUACGGGGGCUGCAGUGGCUCCUACAGCGAUGUCGUUGCCUUGCACGACGACUGGUGUCCAACUGGCGUAUCACCCCUCCUCGCGGAGAGUAGCAGCCUUGCAUCGGCGGGGCUCAUCGUCUUUGGCGUUGAGCUGGUGUCCCUGCUGGCCUGCCUGGUGCGGGGCUGCCACACGGGGUGGAAGGGUAGAGUGGUGAUCACCUACCUGCUUGCAGCUCCUGCCAUCCUUGCUGCUUUGUUCGGCCUGGUUAUCGGUGGCAUCCAGUAUCCUGUCAGCAUGAUAUACAUUUUGGCGCACGCCAUUUGGCAAUACAUGCGGAUCCCCAUUAACCUCCUGGUGGGCGUUGACCAGAACAAGGUCGAUACCGACUUCAAACAACCCUCGGAUGAUGUAGUUCCAGGUGUGAUUGGCGCGAUGGUUGGUGACGGUGACGGUGGUGACGGCAGUGUGGCUGACGACAGCGGCUACAUGGGAUAUUAG